GAUCUGCAGUGAAAUGUAUAAAAGAUUUUGUCACAAGCAUGCAGGCAUCAGUCUGUCAUCGGGUACCAGCAGAAACGAACCAAAACUAUUAAAAAUGAAAUUGAUCAUCGUUGUAGCUCUCGCCCUUGUGGCUACAGUCAUCGCUGCUCCCCCUACAGAGGACUACCCUAAGAUCGUUCGGUCUGAAUUCGACGCCAGCCCCGAUGGAGCUUACAACUACAAUUUCGAGACUUCCAACGGCAUCGUACGUAGCGAAACUGGUGAGCUGAAGGAGGCUCUCGACGACGACAACAAGCCUCACGUUAUUGUUGCUGUGCGUGGAAGCUACAGUUACACGAACACUGACGGCAAACCCGAAACCAUUACGUACUUCGCUGACGAGACUGGAUACCAUGCUCAGGGUGAAUCUAUUCCUCAGGUCGCCUCCGCCACGAGCGUGUUUGUAGGCGAAAAGGCAAUGUUGCGGCUUAUUACAUUAGCGGUUGUCUGCUGUAGCUUCGCGUGGGGCGAGCCGGAAACCCUGCCCGUUCCAGAAGCAAGUCCUUCAACUGCACCCGUUGUACCGGUUGUGUCUACACCAGUCCCGACUUACGACCCUUACUACAAUAACCAGUAUUACAAUAAAGGAUACUAUAAUGAAUAUAAUGGUGUGAAUGUGCCAAUAUUAACGUACUCCAGCGAGAAUGCCGGAGACGGAACUUAUUCUUUCAGUUUUACUACCGGCGAUGGCAAGCAAGUUCAGGAAAACGGAUUUUUGAAAGACACAUACGUCGACAACGCUGGUGAACCCCAAGGAACGCAGGUUGUCCAAGGAAGUUAUUCGUACGUCGCUCCUGAUGGCACGCCAGUCCAAGUUUCCUAUGUUGCUGAUGAAAACGGCUUUAGGCCAACCGGCCCCCACAUUCCCAGUGAUGGUAAAGCACCCGUUGUUGCACCGGUUGUUGUAGACAAGGUUAACGGGGUCUACGAUCCAAACUACAACCGGUACAACCCGACGGACUACCGCAACCAAUACAACAACCAAUUUGGACAGUACAACCGGCCUUACAACACCAGAUACCCUUACGAUUCAAGAAACCCCUACAAUUCUGGAAGAUACAAUCCCUACAAUAACUACAACAACCAAUAUUACAACAAUUUCAACCCAUUCUCUACAGCAGUACCUAGUACCAUCCAACCGAAGAGCGAAUCCUCGUAAUUGAUUUUCAACAUUGGCCAUUGACGAAGCUCCAU
Molecule: messenger RNA, 1233 nt
Organism: Bombyx mandarina (wild silkworm)
Lineage: Eukaryota; Metazoa; Arthropoda; Insecta; Lepidoptera; Bombycidae
Gene: CPR53
Product: cuticular protein RR-1 motif 53
Cellular component (GO): chitin-based extracellular matrix
Molecular function (GO): structural constituent of chitin-based larval cuticle
Source: RefSeq, a predicted model, not a curated record